AACGAAACAUUCAAACAAUGGCAAUAGUUUUGUUUUUCCCCAUCGAAUUUAUCGACAAACGCCUAAAAUAUGCACUCUUCUCAUGUUAAUUAAGCGGAUAUUCAUUUUUCUCGAGUGCUUUUCUCAGUGAAAAUUGUUUUCUAUAGCCAAGUGAAACAGUACACAUAACAAAAUGAGCUCAAGUAACGAUUUCUCCAGCAAUAUUGAAGAACGACGACUUUGGAUUGGCAAUCUGGACACACGAAUGACCGAGUUUCAACUCUUGAAAAUUGUGCAAAAAUGCGGCCAAAUUGAAAAGUUCGACAUGAUCUUCCACAAGUCGGGCCCACAAGCUGGGCAAGCGAGAGGCUAUGCAUUCGUGACCUACUACAAUAAUUCGGGAGCAGUGACAGCCUUGAACAAAUUGAAUGGGACAUUGAUUGGAACAAAGAAUAUCGUCGUGCGACUUGCCAAGAACAUAAAUUAUGAUGAGAUGGGAAAGCCAAAGACGAAAGUUGAAAUUCCAGCAUUGGCCGCCGGUACAUCGCAUUCAACAAAAAUGAGCAAAGAACUGACAAUUAAGGCGAUCGAGGCAAAAUUGAAAGCGUUAGAAAAUCAAAGCGAUGAUUUGGUCAUAAAUCAAACAUCAGACAGAGAGGUGCCGCUCAUACAUAAGUAUCAGUACAAUAAAAAUGGCGAUCGUGGUAAUAUGUCAACAGCCACGGCCACAAAUAGUAAAAAGUUCAGUUCAAGACCAACCAACGGACCAUAUAAUCGUAAUCAACGACGACAUCAUCGAUAAAAUGGGAUAGCUCCCUCAUUAGACAAAAUUUGAACUCUCUCAGUAUGACCACCAUAUACCAUCCUCCUCAUUAGCGAAUAAGUGCGUUUGUCAUUUUCAUCAAGUAGCAAACUAAUUGGAUUUUUUUUUUUCAAACAAACCGAACAGUAUCGACAAAAAAUAAAGAAUAAUAAUUUAUAGCGUCUACA
Contarinia nasturtii (swede midge) is the source of this 969-nucleotide messenger RNA. RefSeq names its product probable RNA-binding protein 18. The coding region runs from base 173 to 781 and encodes 202 amino acids. Lineage: Eukaryota; Metazoa; Arthropoda; Insecta; Diptera; Cecidomyiidae. Gene Ontology annotation, molecular function: RNA binding. The record is from RefSeq and is a predicted model, not a curated record. The transcript is spliced from 5 exons.